CACGGAGUGAAACGGCGUGAGGAGUUGGAUAGACGAGUCGGAAGGAGAGCUUUGAACGCAGAUUGCUGGUUCAAGCCCCACCACUGCCAACUUGCCCCUGCGCAAGGCCCUUUUGCUCAGCCCCCAAUUGCUGAAGUUGUACUCAGUCAUAAUUGGAAGUUCCUUUGGAUAAAAGCGUCAGAUAUCCAGUGUAAAUCCCACUGAUUCCCUUUAGUACUCAGUUUGACCUGGGAAGAAGAAUGUGAUUCACCUUUCCUUUAUUAGAAUUCUCGUCCAGUCAUGGGUUCCGUUGAGGACGUCUUCAGGGACCUCUCCGUCGCCAGACGUCUGCAGCCGGCUGACCCCUCGUAUGUCUUGGACCUAGCGCUGCCGUCCACUUGUGGCAGUACUUCUGCCCCAGGCUCCGAGCUGCUAGCCGUGUGCUGUUCCAGUCACUCAGUACGCCUACACAGCAGAGAGACCCUCCGCGUCUGCGGAGAGUAUGAGGGCCACGAGGGGACCGUGUUUGGGGUGCGUUUCUCGCCGUCCUCCCCUCACCUGUUGUUCACGGGCUCUGCCGACGGGACGCUGCGCUCCUGGGACGUCCGUCAGCCUGGUUCUGCUGCCGCUCGGGUGUUCCAGAGUGAUCUGGAACAUUCCUACUGCUCCUUCGACGUGAGCUGCAACGGUGGCGUGCUGUGUGCAGGCACGGAGCAGGUGGACGAGGACAGCUUCUUGGUGUUCUGGGACGUGCGCAUGGCUGGCACCACCCACGAGGCCGGAGGCGAGCGUGAACGCAUGCUGGGUGUGUACUCCGAGUCGCACAGUGAUGACAUCACGGCAGUGUGUUUCCACCCAGCACGGGCAGACAGGGUGGCAACCGGGGCCACCGAUGGUCUGGUGAAUGUGUUCGAUCUGAGUUUGGGAAUGGAGGAUGAUGCCCUCGUCACUACCUGUAACUGCGACUCCUCCACUAGUGCCCUCUGCUGGUCAGGUAAAAAUCUUGACCAACUUUUGUGUCUGAGUCAUGAUGAAGGCCUCCAUCUGUGGGACCUGGCGCGGCUAGACAGUGAUGAGCCCUUUACCCUGCUUAGCUCACCUGAUGCAAGAACCCUCGUCUCUCUUCCUGAAGGGACAUCGCUGGACUACUUUGUCGGAGGAGCAUGGCUAAAAGAGGCGGGUCAUCUCCUCCUACUGGGUGGAGCCAAUACUGGAGACCUCCACCUCCUGGACUGCAGGGGGAGUGGCUUGAGGCUGAUAAAGUCGCUGAAAGGAGGACAUUCUGCAAUUGUAAGGUGCUUCCAGUGGGACGCCAUUGGUGGAGCUUUGUUGACGGGCGGGGAGGACGGCAAACUCUUGCAGUGGAAGGCAGGAGCAGAGGAGAUCAGCGUAGGGAAGAGAGACACACUUAAAAGUGUCUCAUCCAUGCAUCUUAAAAUAAAAGCACACAGAAAGCUUGCCAACAAAAAAGACAAACAACAGACUACAACAGUGAUAUCAACAGUGUGAUAUCACCAAUACAAUCAUGUAGACAAGUUACCAUUUUUAUUUGUACCUCUUUUCUCCAAAAAGCUCAAAAUGUUUACAGUUUUAUGGAUUUUUUUUUUUAUAAACAGUAAAAUAUUUUCACAAGCUGUACACAUAUGUGCAAGGAACUGCUAUAUUUGACCUCUGCCUACCACCAUGAGCAUGCUUUAUGAGCUAUGUUUUGUCUCUUAACAAGCUGGUGUUAUGUAAAGGAAACUUCUCGCCCUCAGCAUGGUCAGAAUAUACGAGAACCAGGCUGUCCUACAGCACAGAAGUGGCUUCUCGCUUUUCUAUGAAGAGAACAGUCUGUGUGCCUGUUCGCCAGGGCACAAGACCGCCUUGCUUCCUCUGACACAUCCCUUACGAACAAAAAGGCACCUGCAGAUGAGGACAGCAACGUCAAGCUGGAGACUGUUCAGGGUCCAAGGCUGCCCGCCUAAUUAGAGGUAAGGGAGGUACUGCACUUGGGCCGCUGGCAUGGAAGAGCGUGGAGGGGGAGAUGGAUCUGUGACGAAAGUUGGAGGGAUUCGGCCACUUGUGCACGAUACAGACUUGGCAUUGCGAGCAUACUGAAAUAUGCUUUGCAAUAUAUCAAACACUUGGGUGGACCUUUGAUUGCAUGAUUAAAAGUUGGACUGCAUUACUUUAA
Molecule: messenger RNA, 2155 nt
Organism: Electrophorus electricus (electric eel)
Lineage: Eukaryota; Metazoa; Chordata; Actinopteri; Gymnotiformes; Gymnotidae
Gene: wdr89
Product: WD repeat domain 89
Molecular function (GO): protein binding
Source: RefSeq, a predicted model, not a curated record